AUGAACCACCUGCCAGCAGAAAAGUUACCAGUCAUAGUAUACAAUCUUCUCUUCAGUGGAAGAAUAUGGAGUUCCUUCAGUGGUGAAAUGAAUAUGACUCUUAGUUCUCUUGGCAUUACUGUCUGCCCUCUUUUGUUGCAGAGUGUGUUGUUUGAUUCGCUUACGAGCCUCCACUCAUCUGUUGGUUUUGGUGCAAUCUCCACACAAAACACCUCUCCUGCUGACCCCUUCCGACCAUACGAGUGCCACACAUGUGGGAAAAGGUUCAAGCUCAACCAUCAUCUGAAGCAGCACAGCAGAAUCCAUACUGGGGAACGACCCUUUGCCUGUAAUCUAUGUGGCAAAACCUUCACACAACAAAGUAGUUUCCGUUACCAUAUAAAGAAGCUUUGUGGUUCUAGCAUGGUAAAACCCACUGGAACGUUGCCAAAUGCCAAUCAAAGCAAUUUGACCGUGGCUAACAUGAAUCAGUCUGUCAUCUCCAUGCCAAAUGUGACCCAAUGUAAUGUUCCCAUACCAAGUGUUACGCAAUUUAAUGUACCACUGCCUAAUGUGAACAUCCAUUCUGAUGUGGCUCCCAGCCGAAUGCAACCUGAUGGUAGUCAGUCUUUGCCACCCGCUUGGGAAGUGAGUACGCCUGCCAGACAGUGUGUUGCCCCUCAGACUGGCAUGGGAGCUGGUUGGUUGUCCACUGGGCUCAUCGGGUCACACCCACAGCAACGUAAACAGGAUAAGGACAACUCUUAUAAGCAACACCACUGUCCCUUCUGUAAUAAGCAGUUUCGAAGAAAGGACCACCUCACUCAACAUAUCCGUAUUCACACCGGCGAGAAACCAUACUCCUGUCCCCGUUGUGGACGAGGCUUCAAUCAGAAAAGUCCACUGAUGUAUCACAUGAAAUUUUAUGUUUUCAUUGGUGAUGGUGGUAUGGGUGGAUUGGCUGUCAAGCUACCACACCUCUGGCUGUCGGGAGGGUCAGGCAUAGGAAGCCACCCGCAGUCCAUGCCACAGCAGCACCAGCAUCCACAUCAGCAACGCCACCAGCAGGGACUACCUGACCCCCGCCCAUAUGCUUGCUCCUUCUGUGGUCGUCGUUUCAAGCGCUCUGAUCACCGACGACAGCAUGAGCGGCUGCACACAGGCGAAAAGCCCUAUGGCUGCCCACGAUGUGGUGCCAAAUUUGCCCAACAAAGUGGUCUUCAUUAUCAUAAAAUUAAUGCCUGUCGUGAAGAGCCACAUGAUGCAACAUUAAUGCCCACCUCUUGUCUGUUGCAGAGUGGCCAUGGGGUCGUGGUGUAUAAGUGGCUGCAGUUAGGUGAGGGCGGGCCAUGGGUGGGUGGCCACCAGGGUUUAGUGGUGCCAGGCAGAACAGCUGGGGCAGGGGAACGCAGGUUUGUGUGUGAUGUGUGUGGGCGUAGCUACAAACGACGUGAUAAUCUCAGUCAACAUCAGAGAAGUCACACAGGGGAACGACCAUAUGUUUGCCUACGAUGUGGCUCUACCUUUUCUCAGCGAUGGGCUUUACACUACCACAGACUGAAAGGCUGUGUUGCUGCCCAUGAUAGUGGCAAUACUAUGUACUUAUCAGAAUUAAGACUGGAAAUGGGCAAGUUCUGUGAGCCAGGUGUUGGAGUUGAUGUGGUGUCUGUGUUGCAGGCGUGGUGGUGGGCUGCACGGGGGUGUCUUGGGGAGGUGCCAGGGGGUGUGCGAGCCCCAACUUGCCCACAUUGUGGUCGCACCUUCACUCGCCAUGACUCUCUCAAGCAGCACCUACGGAUUCACACAGGGGAGCGGCCCUACAAGUGCAGCAACUGUGGUCAUGCAUUCAAACACCGCAUGUCCCUGACCCGCCAUAAGAGCAAGUGUGUCCCUGGAACCCUUGCUUUACCUCAACUUUGGAAGCAGAUUUAAUGGAUAUAGCUCAUUAUGCUUUCUGUCUUGGUAUCAUGUAGAUCCUGGUGCUUUUUGCCAUUUAUUUUAUUUGGCUAGAUGGAUCAUCUAAUGGUGAAAGGAUAUUGCAUUGUAUGUUGUGACAUAUCAAAAGAAAUUGCAAAGGAAUGUUCACAAGUUUUUACACCCCAUGGUAAUUCUUAGGGUGUUUUCAAUGAUAGUGAUUGAUAGUCACAGUCCUUUACUUAGAGAUAAUCUGUGAGCAUAUUUAUUUAUUAUUAUUAUUUUUUUUUUUUGCUAUUGUCUCAUGUGGCCAGAUUACAACUUUUUAAUUUGGUUUUCAGCAUUUUUGUUGAUAAAUUGAACUGUGAAGCAGAGCAUUGUGAUUUAGACAAACCUCUGUAUAGAUUCAACUUUUAUUUUGUUAUAGUUCAGAUUUUGACUGCAGUCAUUCAUAAAUUGUGUAUAUAAAUAUCGAGAUUACAUAUUGCCAUAAUUACUGAUAUUUUUCUUAAGUUUGGAUAUUAAAUGUGAAACAUAGAAUAAAGAGAUAUAUAGAA
Molecule: messenger RNA, 2450 nt
Organism: Penaeus vannamei (Pacific white shrimp)
Lineage: Eukaryota; Metazoa; Arthropoda; Malacostraca; Decapoda; Penaeidae
Source: RefSeq, a predicted model, not a curated record